UGAAGUCGUCAGCUGUGUAAAUAGAUGAGUUUGAGUUAUGUAAGGCUCAGUUUUUUUAUUUCGUAGACUCGCUGCACCUCCAGUCGCUUCCUGACACCACGAGCUCGUUCCGCUCAGUCGAAAAUCCCACCGUCAAGUGUUACUGUACUCUCUAUCGCAAGGGGGGGGGUCUGUGUGUUCACGCACAGCGCGCGCGCCCCCGCCCGCCUGUUUGUACGGAUAUUAGCACUGUUAGCGGCGGCGAAGCCGGAGCCGGAACCGGAGGCCGCGUUGCAGACAAAGGCUGGGCACGUUGGCGCUCGCGACGGGGCCACGUACCGCGUAAGUAGCGGAAAGACAGCGCGAGGAGGCCGUUUAGCCAGUAGUGCAAGACGUGGGAGAUUCUCUUCACCUCAUCCAUUCUCUCCAGACUGAUUUGAUGUUUUGCAUGCUCCUGCUGGAGUUGAAAUGACUAAUGGGUACAAAUGAGACUGUACCGAACCCUGGGAAGAAAGCCUGCCGUUAAGACUUGGCCUUAACUGAAGUACCUCUGUUCACAUCUGUCAAAGAUGACCAGACAAGUUUUGACGUGGUUUGUUCUUUCAUGAGGAGAAACGAAUGUGGUCGGUAUAAAUAAAGGAAGGAAGGAGCAGCUGCUGUGGGGGGGGGGGGACAACCUGAUACUUGUGGCUUUUGGAAGAACUCUCAGAAUGUUCAUUGCCACAGUUGAGUUCUGCUCUUCCAGAAGGAGGAGCCUUGUUUCUGAGACAUCUUUAUGAAGGUGCCGUUCCAGAUAAGGUUAAGGACACUGAGGCUGUAGAGGGCAAGGAAGGAAGGAAAACAGGCUGGGAGUACAUUUAAAAAAAAAAAAAAAAAAAAAAAAUAGUCAAGGAGAAGCCUUAUCUUCCCACCUUCUACCAAAAUGGGCUGGUUCCUUCUCCCCUUUGAUAACCUGCUCUGCAUGCUCUUGGGCAUCUCCUUCACUGUGUGGUUUACCCUGCUGCUGGUCUUCAUCAUUGUGCCUGCCAUCUUUGGCGUGUCCUUCGGCAUCCGCCGUCUCUACAUGAAGACGUUGCUCAAAGUAUUUGGGUGGGCAACUCUGAGAAUAGAGAGGGGAGCCAAGGAGAAGAACCACCUCAUCUACAAGCCCUAUAGCAAUGGCAUUAUUGCCAAGGAACCCAUGUCGCUGGAGGAGGAGAUCAAGGAGAUCCGGCGGAGUGGCAGUAGCAGGGACCUGGGUGCUGCGUCCCAGGAAUUUGAGAUGUCAGACAUCUUCUACUUCUGCCGGCGUGGCGUGGAAAGCAUCAUGGACGACGAGGUGACAAAGCGUUUCUCUGCUGAAGAGCUGGAGUCAUGGAACCUGUUGACACGCAGCAACUACAACUUCCAGCACAUCAGCCUGCGGCUCACUGUGCUUUGGGGGUUGGGCGUGCUCGUCCGCUAUGGCUUCCUGCUGCCACUCAGGGUAACACUGGCCUUCACCGGUGUGGGUCUCCUUGUGGUCCUUACCAGCAUUGUGGGUUUGUUGCCCAGUGGGAGGACAAAGAACUUCCUCAGUGAGAAGGUUCAUCUUAUGUGUUACCGGAUAUGUGUGCGAGCCCUCACUGCCAUUAUCACCUACCACAACAGUGAAAAUAAGCCCAAGAAUGGUGGAAUUUGUGUCGCGAACCACACCUCGCCUAUUGACGUCAUUAUCCUGGCCAGUGAUGGCUGCUAUGCUAUGGUGGGUCAAAUUCACGGAGGGCUGAUGGGGGUCAUCCAGAGGGCUAUGGUCAAGGCAUGUCCACACAUCUGGUUUGAGCGCUCUGAAGUCAAAGACCGUCACCUUGUGGCCAAACGACUGAGUGACCAUGUAGAAGACAAAACUAAAUUGCCUAUUCUCAUUUUCCCUGAGGGCACCUGCAUUAACAACACCUCCGUAAUGAUGUUCAAGAAGGGCAGCUUUGAGAUUGGCACCACCGUGUACCCUGUUGCCAUCAAGUACGACCCACGCUUUGCUGAGGCCUUCUGGAACAGCAGCAAGUAUGGGAUGGUCAACUACCUACUGAGGAUGAUGAGCAGCUGGGCUGUGGUGUGCAGCGUGUGGUACCUGCCUCCCAUGCGCCGAGAGGAAGGAGAGGAUGCAGUCCAGUUUGCCAACCGUGUGAAGGCUGCCAUUGCCAGACAGGGAGGACUUGUAGACCUGCUUUGGGAUGGUGGCUUGAAGCGUGCAAAGGUGAAGGAUACCUUCAAGGAAGAGCAGCAGAAGCUCUACAGCAAGAUGUUGGUGGGAGCUCAGGAGGACCGCAGCCGUUCCUGAGCCUGCAGGAUGAAGGGAAUCGAGGGAAAGAAAGGGCAGGACUAGAGCUUUGCUGAGAGACCAGAACCCAACUUGUAGAUGCAAACACAGCCAUCUCUCUUAGGGACACUGAUCACCUGUCCUGUGCCCUAUCUGCUUUCUCCACUAAUCUAUUUCCCCCCCCCCACUUGAAACAAAAAAUGAGCUGAUACAGACCACUCUUGGCAAGCAUAUUGGCCUUCUUUAUUUUUAUUUUCACAUUUUCCUCCUUCCUCCCAGCUUGUUCCCAGUAGCAGAGAGAGAAUUAUAAGCCAGGGGCUUGUAUAAUUGCGCACAAAUGAAGGCAAUGGCCUUUCACCAGUUAUGGUCAAAAACAGUCAAGUUUUUAUAUUAGAAGUGACUGUAAAACAUUAUCUGCAUUUUAUUUGUUGAUUUACUUUGAUGUUGUUAUAACAUUUAGGAAACGGUAAUAUAAGGAUGAAGUUGAAAACAGAUGGAAGACUGUUACAAGGAAAUGGAAAACUUAACAGGAGAGAAUCUUGUUUGUGAAAUUGGUUCUUUUUCACUCAGUGGAUCAGUACUGAUAAGUGCCAUGGGUUUAUCUUUUACUUUUUAUUUCUCACUCCUUUGGACAUGCCAUUGUCGCUCUUAAGGAGAAAAUGGAAGAUUGGCUGUGAAGCUCUGUAUGCAGACAUGUAAAAUACAGCAAUUACUCUGACAAGUGCCUCUUAGUGAUUUCAGAUCCAUGUACACACAUGCACUCCGACAGAGAAAACAUGCUGUGAAACACUCUUAACCACCAGCUGUAAACAUUAGAGGACUUUAGGGGAGUUUCUUGCCAUGGGGAACUUUUUAUAUUGAAAGGGGUGUAUAUUAAUCUACUUGUUCAUGUUCCCAUGCUCUUUACUUAGCUGAUGAUCUUAGAUAGAAAAAAAUGAUUCAUUCAGCUAAAAAAAAGUUGCAGUGGAACAGUGAAAUUAAAUCCAGGAAAUGUCACAGCUGGCCACAACCUUUUUUGGGAUUUUUAAAAAGUGUGUGUGGAAGGCAGAACAUUACAAGAUGUGAAGUGUUUUUCCAGUAAAAAUCCUACUAGGUGGAAACAGUGAUGUGUGACAAUUGCAGAGGCUGAGAGGAGAGCAAGGUCCAACUGAAAAAGUUCACUGCUCAUUUUAUAACAACUGCUUCUUUACAUGUCAGUGGCUUCAGUCAUAUUUAUUUCUAGUACAGUGGACUUAAUCUCAGACUUAUGCACUUUUGAGUAUCAGUCUUUACACCAUGACAAACUUUUGAGAGAAGUACUUGAUUUAUUUUUUUCAGGUCGAGAAUAUACAAUUCAAACCGUUCACCAUAGCUUCACCCAGUGCGCUUUACAGAGAGUGAUCAUGAAUAUUGUGCUGCCUUUAGUUUGUCAAAACCCUGCCCUAGUUCUGACCAGGGUUCUUUACUUUCUUAUUUACAAUUGGUCAUAAAUACACAGCCAGGGGAUUCUUGCAGGAGUCUGUCUGCGACCCUGGCUUCCAUGAGCUGCUCAGUGGGGGAUAAGAGAAAGACAUUGCUGCUGUGGUCCCAUCUGAAAUAUAUAUGUCAGGUUUCUAACAUUUAUAUUUGUUCAUUUAGCAGACACUUUUCUCCAAAAGAACCUAGAAGUCUGAGUAAUAACAGUACAUUUCCCUGCAGAGACAUACACGUUCAGACACGCGAUUCUAUAAGUACAGUCCCUUAGUCCAGUACCACUGUUCUUACUGGCACGUAUUACAUGAAUAGCUGCAUGUAGAAUUAGAACAGAAUUAUACAAGCCCCUGGCUUGCUCCAUGUCAUAUUUGGCUAACAGACUUUUUGAGUAAUGACCCAAUUCUUGGUCUCAUUAAGUUCAUAAGAAGCCGGUCCACUCUAUUAAGACAACUACAGAUCUUGCCGUGAAAUAGACCAUGUUUUUAUAUUAAAUGCAGCGAAGAUGCCAAAGUAGUUGAAUAAAUGUUUUUUUUUACAUAUUUAAUCAGGUUGAUCAACCGCAAACAAGUUUCGGUUGGGAGAUAACUGAAAAUGAGAUGUCGAUUACACAAAAGUAUGUAAAACGCGCAAGACGGCAACUGAAGUACACCGUCAAAUAAACUUGAAUGAUUUAAAUAGUCACUGGAAGCAGAAUCAUCUUCUGCAUUAUGCUGAAGAUUUUUAGCAGCCCGGCUGGUGACAUUUGCUUGUUCGCUGAGCUAAUUAAAUUUAUAUUUUGCAGGAUGUGUGGGAGAAGAUGAUAAGACAAAUUUCUCCAUUGCCAAACAUCUUCUUGUGGAAUUGCGGGUUCCAGUGAACUAUUUUUUGUCUUCAGUGUAAACCUUUUAGUCAGCAGACAUAAAACCCACACCCUGUUUGAGCAGGGAUACCUCUGAAUUCUCUUGAAUAUUUAAUGAUACUCUUUUUUUUUCCCCUCCCA
Scleropages formosus (Asian bonytongue) is the source of this 4688-nucleotide messenger RNA. RefSeq names its product glycerol-3-phosphate acyltransferase 4. Gene Ontology annotation, biological process: triglyceride biosynthetic process. Gene Ontology annotation, molecular function: glycerol-3-phosphate O-acyltransferase activity. The record is from RefSeq and is a predicted model, not a curated record. Lineage: Eukaryota; Metazoa; Chordata; Actinopteri; Osteoglossiformes; Osteoglossidae. Bases 902 to 2278 code for a protein of 458 amino acids. The transcript is spliced from 13 exons. Gene Ontology annotation, cellular component: endoplasmic reticulum.